AUGACCCGACCUCAGAUUGUACGAGCUGACACGCUUGAUCUACAACCUCGUGAAAAGGCCUCAGCCGCGGAUCACACCAAUGCCCCGGACGAACAAAGGGAUGCACAGGGAUUCGCACCACACCAGAGCAAUACAUUGAGAAGCGCGGAGGAGGAGGAAAAAGCUGGUACUUUACACGAGGAGGAUGAGGUGGACAGGGACCUUGCUGGAUCAGAGAGCCUCACAGGGGAUGAGGGCGGGUACGAUGACGACGAUGAUAUGGGGGAUCGAAUGAGCAGCAGUCCCAGUAUCGCCGAUGACGAUAUCGACCUUGAUAUGGUAUAUGCUUUGCAUACAUUCCAAGCGAGUGUGGAGGGGCAAGCGAAUGCUACCAAGGGAGAACAUAUGCAGCUUCUCGAUGACAGCAAUUCAUAUUGGUGGUUAGUCAAGAUUCUUCGGGAUGGUUCAAUAGGGUACCUACCAGCGGAACAUAUUGAGACACCUACGGAGCGAUUAGCAAGGCUGAACAAGCAUCGCAAUAUCGACCUGGCCUCCAACAUGCUCAGCGACAACACGAGUGAGAAAUCGAAAAAUCCGCUCAAGAAAGCUAUGCGCCGACGCAAUGCGAAAGCAGUAGCCUUUGCGCCCCCAACGUACGUCGAAGCCUCGGAGUAUGAGUAUACCACCGACGAAGAGGAGGGAGAGGGUUACGAUUCAAAUGAGGAGGAGGUAGCAGCUCAGGAGAAUGAGGUAGAGGCCACUGAAGCUGGUGCGCGCACUGUGAAACCUACUGCUUCGCUGGACGAAAAAGCAAAGGAUUCAAAGAGCACCAUUGAAGAGAGUAAACUGCGGGUCAACCAAGCAGCAUCAUCACUAAGACAUCCCGAUUCGGCUGUUUUCAGUGAUGAUAAGGUGGAGACAAAGAAGAUUACUCUCACGCCAAACUUGCUGAGGGAUGAUGGAGAUGCGACCACAACGUCAAUCAAGGGACGAGGUUCUCUGGAUAAGGACAAACCAAGGGGCGAUGGGAUUCUGUCACCAGAGCCAAGGGGCAAGGAUGGUAAAAAAGGAAAGAAGGGGGUCCUUGGUGGUUUAUUCAAGAGACGUCAUAGAAAAGGGAAGAAUGAUCAGGACGAUUUGGAAGAUUGGCUUCAGACCGGGAACGACAAACAAUCUAGUAUCAGCUCUAGAGAAUCGGAAGAUAGCCAGAUUGAUGUACGGAAGGGGAAGCAAUCAGAACAACAGGCUCAAACACAGGCACAGGCUCAAACACAAGCUCAGCAGCAGCAGCAACAGCAACAGCAGCAGCAGCAGCAGCAACAACAACAACAAAGGGAACGAGAGCGGGAGAUCCGGGAACAACGAGAACAGCAACAGCAACACCGGGAAACACAACAAAAGCCUACUGUUUCCGGUCCCACUUCAACUAUCCGCAAGGUGGAAUCAGAUACCGAAGCCAAGGAGGAAGUUGCAGUUCAUGGACCAACCGCGCAGCAGAAACAAUCGCUUGAAAUGCAACGUUCGGGUUCCGGUUCGAAACCUACAGCUGUGUACUCACCGGACAAGCGGUCACUGUCACAAUCGUCACACAGCAGCGAGACGGAAAGAGGUCCCCCACAACAGAAGAUCACAACCGCCCCGAUACAGACACAAAACCUAGAACCCCUGCUUCAAUCGCCCCAGACUCGCAGCCCUCAAGCCGAAAGUGCCACAAAACCGGCCUACCAGAGAAGCGCUUACAAACCUUUCCGCGCCGAUGGAAACCAAUCACCCGAACAAUCGUCCUCGCCUGUUGAGCGUCUUUCAGAUUCACCGGAACACAUUUCUUACCAUGACGCUUCUGACCGCCAUGAUCUCACUGAUGCCUCAAGCGGCGACGACACAUCCUCGUCACCUAUCGAAUCGCCACCAGAGAUUAUCGAGAGACUCAGCGAGGCUGACUCCCCUUCACCAGUCAUUGCACACGAAGACGGCGCGAUCACGCGGACGUGGAGCGAUUGGUCACUGCGCACAUAUUUUGAGGAUGACAAUGAUGUCCGAGACAUGUUGAUUGUUGUUCAACAAGACAAGAGCGGUGCCGGCGUAGUAAGGAAAGACCAUCCUGACAUUGGUCCCAUCUUUCAGGAGUCCAGUACCAAACUGGCCGAUAUCACCAAGCGGUUGGAUGGUAUGCUAGGUGAUUGGCUGCAGAGGAAAGGCCGCACACGAUAG
Molecule: messenger RNA, 2190 nt
Organism: Morchella importuna
Lineage: Eukaryota; Fungi; Ascomycota; Pezizomycetes; Pezizales; Morchellaceae
Exons: 5
Coding region: 1-2190 (729 amino acids)
Biological process (GO): establishment or maintenance of actin cytoskeleton polarity
Cellular component (GO): microtubule cytoskeleton; cell tip
Molecular function (GO): protein binding
Source: RefSeq, a predicted model, not a curated record